CUCAUCCAACAGGCAGCUCGCAUCGUUCAAGAUGAAGAGCAUCCUUCUUCUAUCAUUUCUGGCACUGGCCAUAACCAGUGGCAUCGCAAAUCCUGCUCCCCAAACCACGUCCAACGAUGGAACGGUUGUGGAAACCAUCGAGUACACCGAAUACAUCGAGUACAGUGAUCCCGUCAUAACGACGUACGAAGAGUCCAGCUCUAGUCAGUCAUCGGGAAAUGCGGGAGGUGCCGGUGGCCAAACCGUCGUAACGACCACUUCUACCAAGACGACCGGAGGGCAAACCGCUUCUUCCUCGCAGACCUCGGGUGGGUCCACGUCCAGCGGUAGUCAAACCGUGACAUCGACGAAGACAACCGGAGGACAGAGUUCGUCCGGUACAGCUCAGACGACCAAGUCAUCUGGAAGCCAGACCGUCGUAACAACUUCGACUAAGACCUCGGGAGGACAAGCUUCUGGAAGCAAGACCACAUCCUCCACCUCAUCGGGAGCUGCGAAAAGCGGUGGACGUACCGUUGUUAAGAGGACUUCAACGAAAACCGUCGGAGGACAGAUGACUACCACGGGAGCUCAGUCUUCUUCGAAAUCAACCUCUGGAGGACAGUCAGCAUCUUCUGCCGGAUCAUCCGGAAGUAAAACUGUUACAACUUCCACCUCGACAACGAGCACGGGAGGUCAGUCCUCCUCCAGUGGCAGCCAGGCCUCAUCGGGUGCAGCUAAAUCAACCGGAUCUCAAACCGUAAUUACUACUGCAACGAAGACAACUGGAGGACAAGCAGAAUCCUCUGGAACUAAGACAUCGGGGAGCAAAUCGUCCACUUCCACUUCCUCGAAGACAACAGAAGAAAAGAAAAAUUCUGGAUCAGCGUCUUCCACCGCUGGAUCUGCCGGAAGCCGAACUUUUACAACGCAGACAAAGACAACAGAAACACAAUCGUCCUCGAAAACUUCCGAAGGAGAGAAAUCCAACAAUGGGCGCACCGUUGUCAAGACUACCUCAACACAAACCACUGGAGCUCAAAAGAAGUCUACUGGAAGCCAGGAUGUUGUCAAGACAACUUCGACCACCACAACUGGAGGACAAAGCACUUCCUCUGGAGCUCAAACUAAGUCAACUGGAAGCCAAAAGGUAAUCAAGAACACCUCGACUAAAACCACUGGAGGUAGAACCACGUCCACUGGAAGCCAAACGGCAUCACAGAAAUCUGGAGGAUUCAAAACUACUGGAGGAAAAACCGUUGUCAAGACUAUCUCAACGAAGACAACUGGAGGACAAAGCUCAGGAUCUCAAUCGAAGUCAACUGGAAGCCAAAAGGUUGUCAAGACUACCUCGACAAAGACAACCGGAACUGGAGCUCAAACAAAGUCUACCGGAAGUCGGAAUGUCGUUAAAACAACUUCGACGAAGACAACUGCUGGAAAAGCGGGCAGCCAAACUGCACAAACUUCUGUUGGAGUAAUGUCUGCCGAUGGAAAAUGCAUCUGCACUGGAUCCCAGUCUACCGAUCAAACUGUAACCCUGACGACUUUGACUAAGACAUCUGGAGGACAGACCAAAUCUGCAUCUGGAAGCAAAACUGUUGCCAAAACAACCUCAACGAAAUCAACUGGAGGGCAGACUACUGGAACCAAAACUUCUUCAGGAUCAAAGACGUCCGGAAGUCAAACCGUUGUUAAGACAACGUCAUCGAAGACAACUGGAGGACAGACUAUUGCCACGAAGACAUCCUCAGGAUCCAAGACGUCUGGAAGUCAAUCCAUUGUAAAGACGACUUCAACAAAGUCAACUGGAGGACAGACGGCUGGAACCAAGACUUCUUCAGGAUCAAAGACGUCCGGAAGUCAAACUGUUGCUAAGUCAACCUCAACAAAGACAACUGGAGGGCAGACCACUGGAACUAAAACUUCUGGAUCAAAGUCGACUGGAAGCCAAACCGUUGUUAAGACAACGUCAUCGAAGACAACUGGAGGACAGACGGCUGGAACUAAGACAUCCUCUGGAUCAAAGGCGACCGGAAGCCAAACUGUUGUCAAGACAACUUCAACAAAGUCAACUGGAGGACAGGCUACUGCAACUAAGGCAUCCUCAGGAUCUAAGACAUCCGGUAGUCAAACCGUUGUUAAGACAACCUCAACAAAGACAACUGAAGGACAGACUACCGGAACUAAAACUUCCUUAGGAUCGAAUACAUCUGGAAGUCAAACCGUUGUUAAGACAACCUCAUCGAAGGCAACUGGAGGACAGGCUACUGCCACUAAGACAUCCUCAGGAUCAAAAACGUCUGGAAGCAAAACCGCGGUCAAGACAACUUUGCCAAAGUCCACUGGAGCUAAGACAUCCGUAUCCACUCAGACAACUGGAGGACAAUCAUCGGUAGGAACACAAACUUCCAAAGUUUCAUCCAACCAGAAAAGGCAAGUUGUCGUCAGGAAGGUGGCCAAGAAGAAGUGUAAGAAGCAUGGGUCCCAUGAAGGUCACGGACACGUUUCAAGGAGCAGUCACAAAUUUUCAGCGAAAUCUCAGGGAAGACAGCACUCGGGAGAAAAACACGGCAGAAGACACGCCAAGGGCAGAAAACAGCACGGAAAGAAGCAGUUCGGAAGCAACGAAGAGAGCGAGCAAUUCGAGACCAGCAACGUGCAGCAGCGACGGACUUCCGGAGGAAUGAGAGCUACCAACGUGCGUUCGCAGGGACGGCGCGAGGAGCAUCACGGAGGAAAACACGCCAAAUCUUCGCAAUCGUUCACGUCGGGAGCCAGGAAACUCGUAAAGGGAGGAAAACGUGAAGGUGGAAGUCAUGAGUCUGCUGCGGAGAGCUUUGCCCUCAAGCAGUCCUCUCAGGGAAGCCGCGUGGUCAAGAAAUCUUCCGCUGGAAUGAGAAAGUCCGAACAGCACCAAGGAGGAAGCCAUGAGUCCCGUUCCAUGAAGCAGUCUGCUGGAGGAAUGAAGAUCGUUCGCGCUUCGGGAGGUUCAGCUUCCCAGAGUAGCCAAGCGUUCGCACAAAAAUCUGGAGGCAAGCGAUCCUCCGGAAGCCAAACCGUGGUAGUGAGCCAGUCGUCCGGAGGAAGUGCUGCGUCGAUGGGAGGAAUGCGGUCAUCUGGAGCGCAAACCGUCACCAAGACAUCGUCUUCGUCUUCCACAAUGACCGGAGGAAAGAGCGCAUCGUCGGGAGCGCAGUCCUCUAGCCAAUCCAAUGGAGGAGACACUUAUGAAACUUAUGAAACCUUCGAAGAGACGGUUUACACAUCAGAAUCGUUCAAGAUGAAGGGACUCACUAUACUAGCGGUGGCAAUCUUCUUUGCCGGCUGCGCCGUAGCUCAAAACAUCACCACAAAAACACUCGCCAACGGAACGGUGAUCGAGUACAUCGAGUACGUCGAAUACACGGAGUACACCUACGAUGAUCCGACAAGUACGUCCUCCGGUAGUAGCUCCUCCUCAUCUUCAUCCGGUAGCCAAACUACCUCUUCUGGCAGCCAGACCUCGUCGGGAUCUUCCACGUCAACCGGAGGCCAGACCGUGACGACCACCACCACAACCGGAGGGCAGAGCACCUCUUCGGGAUCGCAAACGUCCACUUCAGGCGGGUCCAGCACUUCCACCUCGUCCGGAUCGCAGACCACCUCAACGGGAUCGUCCGGAUCCGGCAGGGUUGUUAAGAAGUCGAUGAAGAAAUCUGGCGGAAAAUCUUCGUCGGAGUCUCACGGUACGUCUGGAUCAGCGAAAAUGGGUGCGCGGAAAGUUACGAAGAGUGGUUCGAUGAAGGCUGGAGGAGGACGGUCUGCGGAAUCCAAGGAAGGCAAACGUUCUUCUGGAGGCAUGCGAUCGGCAAGUCAGUCAACUUUGAAGCAAGUUUCGAUGAAGAUGGGAGGAGGUGGACGAUCGCAUGAAGCCCGUGGAGCCAGAGGUGUGCAAUCGGCUGGCCAAGCUUCUCUGAAGCAAGUUUCCAUGAAGGCAGGAGGUGGACGAUCUCGUGAGGCCCGUGGUGGAUCAGCUGGAGGUGUGCAAUCCGCAAGUCAAUCGUUUACGAAGUCAUCUUCAAUGAAGGUAUCUGGAGGAAGAUCUUCGGAGUCCCGUGGACCUCGUCCAGCUGGAGGUGCGCAAUCCGCUAGCCAAACGAUUGUGAAAUCAUCUUCGGUGAAGGUAUCUGGAGGAAGAUCUUCGGAGUCUCGUGGUUCAUCUCGUCAAACCGGAGCAGUUCAGUCAACGGCUUCUCUGAAGCAAGUUUCGCUUUCUCGUCCUGCUGGAGGAAUCCAGUCCGCUGGUCAAGCUACUCAAGUUUCGACUAAGACCUCUGGAGGUCGCUCUUCGGAAUCCCGUGGAGCUUCGCGUUCAACUGGAUCAUCGCAGUCGACACAAUCGGUAACCAGGACAUCUUCGGGAUCUGCCGGAGGACUGAGAUCGGCUGGAAGCCAAACCGUUGUCAAGUCAGCUGGAGCCAAGACCGUUACGUCCGGUGGACAGGUUGCUUCUUCGCGAACAACCGGAGGAUCAUCCUCCUCUUCGUCGAGAACUCAAUCUUCUGGAUCAAAGGGAGGUGAGACUUACGAGACGUACGAAACCUACGAGACGGUUUACACCGAUGCUUAAAUCUUAGAUU
Messenger RNA from Culex pipiens pallens (northern house mosquito), 4601 nucleotides. RefSeq names its product mucin-22-like. Lineage: Eukaryota; Metazoa; Arthropoda; Insecta; Diptera; Culicidae. The record is from RefSeq and is a predicted model, not a curated record. The transcript has 2 exons. Bases 32 to 4591 code for a protein of 1519 amino acids.